Molecule: messenger RNA, 297 nt
Organism: Penicillium pulvis
Lineage: Eukaryota; Fungi; Ascomycota; Eurotiomycetes; Eurotiales; Aspergillaceae
Product: Sm-like protein LSM2
Exons: 3
Coding region: 1-297 (98 amino acids)
Biological process (GO): mRNA splicing, via spliceosome
Cellular component (GO): U6 snRNP; precatalytic spliceosome; P-body
Molecular function (GO): RNA binding
Source: RefSeq, a predicted model, not a curated record
AUGCUUUUCUUCAGCUUCUUUAAGACCCUUACCAACCAGACCGUUACCAUCGAGCUUAAAAAUGACAUCCGCAUUCGUGGAAUCCUCAAGUCGGUCGACCAGUACCUGAACAUCAAGCUGGACGAUGUGGAAGUUUUGGACCUGGACAAGUACCCUCACUUGUCAUCGGUGAAGAACAUGUUCAUCCGUGGUAGUGUGGUGCGCUAUGUGAUGUUGCCUCGGUCGGAGGUUGACGUGGGGUUGUUGGAGGAUGCGACACGGCGGGAGGCUGCCAACCAGGCUGGCAAGGCUCGGUAA